AGUCAAAGGCACACCCCUAUUGUCUUGGGGCUGAUUCUUCUUGUUUUCCCUUUCCUGCCGGCUACGAAUUUACUGGUGACUGUUGGAUUCGUGGUAGCUGAAAGAGUACUUUAUAUCCCUAGCCUAGGUUGCAUCCUUCUAGUGGUCUAUGGAAUCCAAGUAUUGUGGAGUUUCUAUUCUUCCCACCGCCAAACAAUAGUGUGUUUCGUUAUGUUGCUGUUAACGACGGGAUGCCUAAGAACUGUUGUGAGGAAUAGAGACUGGCGAUCCAGGGAGUCUCUACUGAGGGCCGGCCUGAUGACGCUCCCCCACAACGCCAAGAUGCAUUACAACUACGCCAAUUUCCUCAGGGACUCGGCCAGGCCGGAGUUGGCUAAGACCCACUACCACAGGGCGCUCAAAUUGUGGCCGACUUACGCCAGCGCCCACAACAAUUUGGGAACUUUAUUGAGCAACGAGUUCGAAGCGGAACAGCACUUCCUGGCAGCCAUAAGGUAUUCUGCUGACCACGUCAACGCCCAUUACAACUUGGGCCAGCUUUAUAGGAAGAGUAACAGAUCGUCUGAAUCCGAACACAUGCUACAGAGGUGCAUUUCGCUGGAGCCGAGAUUUACUCCGGCUUACAUCGAAUUGGCGCGCCUUCGUGGCCCGAAUGACUGGAGCGUGAAUCGGUUGCUCAAGAAAGUGGUAGAUUUGAAUCCCACCGACCCCUAUUACGGCACCACCUUUGGUCACUGGCUCCUCGAGAAGGGUAACUAUCAAGACGCUCUUCGCUACUACUGGAAAUCGUUAAAGAUAUCGGCCUCCCAUCAAGAGGCUGUUAUAGGCGCAGCCAAGAUCCUACGUAGAUCUGGUCAGAAGUCGAGACUUUUUCAAUUAGUGACAAGAUGGCACCUAAUUAUGAGGAUGAAAAGAGGAGAGCUACUUCUCAGCCCUCACGUGUACCUACAGGGCUGGCAGUUGAAAAGUGAACUUAGCAACAAGGCCAAGGAAUACGACAGCAGUCCACAUUUUGAAAGCCACUGUGUAACUCCCUCAUCAAAAACGAACAACUACUCAACCGAAGAGGAGGAUCCUCCUAACAAAUGGACCCGGCAGAGGAAGAACAAAACUAACAGUGCCCCGAAACAGUGUAAAGUUCCGGAAAGUAAAAUGCAGAAACCGAAGCCGUCGACCCCUCUAAUGGUGCACCAUCUGUUGGACAGUGCAUAG
Anoplophora glabripennis (Asian longhorned beetle) is the source of this 1212-nucleotide messenger RNA. Its product is annotated as transmembrane and TPR repeat-containing protein 1-like. Gene Ontology annotation, biological process: protein O-linked glycosylation via mannose. Gene Ontology annotation, molecular function: protein binding; mannosyltransferase activity. Lineage: Eukaryota; Metazoa; Arthropoda; Insecta; Coleoptera; Cerambycidae. The annotation marks the transcript as partial. The record is from RefSeq and is a predicted model, not a curated record. The transcript is spliced from 8 exons.